This is a messenger RNA of Sclerotinia borealis F-4128, 825 nucleotides long. The record is from the annotation of a GenBank genome assembly. Lineage: Eukaryota; Fungi; Ascomycota; Leotiomycetes; Helotiales; Sclerotiniaceae.
AUGUCAGACAAAUUAGUUCCUUCGGAUCCCGAGAAAGUCAUGGUUAUUCGUGACGUAACAGCUAAUAUCACCACACUCUCCGUACCUUUCUUACGAUUUGGCAUGGUGAAAUUCGGCGGUCGAGCCACCAUUGUACGCCUCACAUCCGGGCAACUAGCCGUCUUCUCGCCCGUGGCCCUCACCCCCUCCGUCACCACCAAGCUGCUCUCCCUCGGAAACCGCGUCGCAUACGUUGCGGCUCCAGAUCUCGAGCAUCACAUAUUCCUCUCCGACUGGCACCGCGCCUAUCCCAACGCGCACUUCAUUGCGCCAGAAGGGCUCGCCGAGAAACGAGCCGAGCAAUCCAAGAGCGAUAAAAAAGUCACCAAUAUACAUUUCCAAAGCAUUUUCACCAAGAAGAAUAAGGCCGAGAUGAAGAUUUCUGAAGAAUUCGAUGCGGAUUUCGAAUAUGAGUUUGUGGAUGCGCAUCCGAAUAAGGAAGUGGUGUUUUAUUACAAGCCGGAUCGAACGUUGAUACAAGCCGAUCUGUUGUUUAAUUUGCCGGCUACAGAGCAAUAUUCUAAGACGGGGGUGGAUGCGAGUUCGGGGUGGGCGACGAAGUUGUUGGGGGCGAUUCAGAAUACGAGGGGCUCGGCGAUCUGGCAGAAGAGAAUGCUUUGGUAUGUGUUUAGUAAGAGUGAUAGGGAGGGUUUCAAUCAGAGUGUCAGGAGAAUUAAUACAUGGGGUUUUGAGAAUAUUGUGCCGUGUCAUGGGGAUACGAUGGUGGGUGAUGGGAAGGGUAUCUUUGAAAAGGUCUUUGCGUGGCAUUUGCAGGGAAAGAAGUGA